AGGCCAUUGUAUUGGUUAAACAACCAUCUUAAAACCAUUUAGGUAAAAAAGAAGCAACCCCACAUGGCUUGAAUGACCUACCUAAUCUAUACUUACCUCCAGCAUGGUUUAAGCUAGUACCCUCUAGACACGCAUGAAUACAGAUGCUAUAUAAUCAUUCGGGUGUGACUCUGUUGAUACCGGAAAAUGGAUCAAGCAAAAGGAAAAGUCUGUGUUACCGGGGCUUCAGGCUUCCUAGCUUCUUGGCUUGUGAAAAGGCUUCUCCUUGACGGAUAUGAAGUUAUUGGAACAGUCAGAGAUCCAGGAAAUGAGAAGAAACUUGCACACCUUUGGAAGUUGGAAGGGGCAAAGGAGAGACUACGGUUGGUAAAGGCUGAUUUAGUGGAAGAUGGAAGUUUUGAUAACGCCAUAAUGGGAUGCCAAGGAGUUUUCCAUACUGCUUCUCCUGUCCUCAAACCUACCUCUAAUCCAGAGGAUGAGAUCUUAAGACCAGCUAUAGAGGGAACCCUGAAUGUACUCAGAUCAUGCAGGAAGAAUCAGUCCCUGAAGCGCGUGGUUCUCACCUCAUCCUCUUCAACUGUCAGAAUCAGAGAUGAUUUUGAUCCCAAUAUCCCUCUUGACGAAUCAGUUUGGACUUCUGUGGAGCUCUGCAAGCGUUUCCAGGUCUGGUAUGCCUUAUCAAAGACAUUAGCCGAGCAAGCUGCAUGGAAAUUUUGUGAAGAAAAUGGUAUUGACCUCGUCACUGUUCUACCAUCCUUCCUCGUCGGUCCCAGUCUGCCUCCUGAUCUGUGUUCUACAGCUUCCGAUGUCCUUGGACUACUGAAAGGAGAGACAGAGAAGUUCCAGUGGCAUGGACAAAUGGGGUAUGUUCAUAUCGAUGACGUUGCACGAACGCACAUACUUGUUUUUGAACACGAAGCAGCUCAAGGCAGAUACAUUUGCAGCUCUGAUGUCAUCAGCCUAGAGGAACUAGUUUCCUUCUUAUCCACUCGUUACCCAUCACUCCCUAUCCCCAAGAGGUUUGAGAAACUAAAUAGGCUGCAUUACAACUUUAACACCUCGAAGAUACAGAGUCUCGGGUUCAAGUUCAAGUCCCUAGAAGAGAUGUUUGAUGACUGCAUUGCCUCAUUCGUCGAGCAAGGCUAUUUAUCCACUGCGGUUCCAUAACUCUUAGACGAUAAAAUAUGUGCAAAUAAGAUUGGUCUGAGAUAAAGUAGUAAUGUCGCUUCACAAUAAAAGAAUGGAAUUUGAAAACA
This is a messenger RNA of Camelina sativa (false flax), 1256 nucleotides long. Its product is annotated as tetraketide alpha-pyrone reductase 1-like. Gene Ontology annotation, molecular function: oxidoreductase activity, acting on the CH-OH group of donors, NAD or NADP as acceptor. The record is from RefSeq and is a predicted model, not a curated record. NCBI's taxonomy places the organism in Eukaryota, Viridiplantae, Streptophyta, Magnoliopsida, Brassicales, Brassicaceae.